Molecule: messenger RNA, 1407 nt
Organism: Emiliania huxleyi CCMP1516
Lineage: Eukaryota; Haptophyta; Isochrysidales; Noelaerhabdaceae
Product: dihydrolipoamide acetyltransferase
Exons: 9
Coding region: 1-1407 (468 amino acids)
Biological process (GO): pyruvate decarboxylation to acetyl-CoA
Cellular component (GO): pyruvate dehydrogenase complex
Molecular function (GO): acyltransferase activity
Source: RefSeq, a predicted model, not a curated record
AUGCGCGCCGCGACGUCGCUGUUGAGGCGGGUUGGCGGGCGCGGCGCAGCAGCUGCCGGUGGCGGCACGCUGCUCGGCAGGAGAUGGCUCUGCCUGCCGCCGCACUCGCUGCUGCCGAUGCCUGCCCUCUCGCCCACGAUGACGCAAGGGAACCUUGUGACGUGGAAGAAGAAGGAGGGUGACAGCAUCGAGGCGGGCGACGUGAUUGCAGAGGUGGAGACCGACAAGGCGACGGUCGACUACGAGGCCGUGGACGACGGGAUCCUCGCCAAGAUCCUCGUCCCCGAGGGCACAGAGGAUGUCCUGGUCGGCACCAGCGUGGCCGUCGUCGUGGACGAGGCGGGUGAUGUCGGUGCCUUCGCGGACUACGUGCCGUCUUCGAGCACGGGCAACAAAGCGGAGCUGGCCCCCGCGAAGCCCGCGCCCGCGCCCGCGCCCGCCGCCGCCGCGCCGCCGCCGCCACCGGCGGGCGUGGUGGCCGCCGCAGCGCCGAGAGCCGCUGGCGCGCCUGUGCCAGCCAGUCCGCUGGCGAAGCGGAUGGCGGCGCAGAUGGGGAUCCCGCUUGCCGCCCUCAAGGGCACCGGCCCGGGCGGCCGCGUCAUCGCCGCGGACGUCAAGGAACCGUCCGCAGAGGAGGCGACGACGGCAAAGGGAGCCGCGCCCGGCGCGGCUGUGGUGCCAGCCGGUGCGGAAUACAUCGACCUGCCGAACUCGAACAUCCGCAAGGUGACCGCGAAGAACAUGGUCAAGAACAAGAACGAGAACCCCCACUACUACGAUCACGCGAGGGCAUCCGAGACGCAGCCGAGCCCCCCCCCCCCCCCCCCCCCCUCUCUCCCGGACCUUUGCCACACCCUGGCCUCCGCCGCCUCUCAGGCGCUCGAGGCGAAGAUCUCCGUCAACGACUACGUCAUCAAGGCGGCGGCGCUCGCGCUCAAGGAGGUGCCCGCGUGCAACUCGUCGUACACGGACGAGUACAUCCGCGAGCGCUGCCAGUACUCCGCCGCCGACAUCUCGGUCGCCGUCAACACCGACCGGGGGCUGCUCACGCCAAUCGUGUUUGGCGCCGCCUCCUCAAGGUGGACUCUCGCGGGGUUGGCCAAGGAGAACAAGCUCAAGCCCGAGCAAUUCCUCGGCGGUACUUUCACCAUCUCCAACCUCGGAUCGAUGGGCGUCAAGCAGUUCACCGCGAUCAUCAACGCGCCGCAGGCGUGCAUCCUUGCGGUGGGCGGCGCGGACGUCAAGGUUGUCCCUGACGGCAAGGGCGGCUUCACGACAAAGUCGGUCAUGGUCGUCUCCCUCUCGUCGGACCACCGGGUGGUGGACGGCAUGAUUGCCGCCCAGUACCUCAAGUCGUUCAAGAAAUACAUGGAGAACCCGCUCCUGUUGCUCCUGUCUGCUCCCUAG